CCGGACUUGAAACUGAAAGUGAAAGUAUAUUUUUCCUUGAAUUUUACCUGACACACAAUAAAAUUUCUUUGUGCGUACUGCAGGCUGAACUUACAUGACUAAAGCUCGAAUUCAUUCAAGCAUCAAGGUGAGGCUUGUCAAUACAAUUUCUUUUCGAGAUGGCUAAUUGUAAAACCAUUAAUAACUGCAGCAUAUGUUUAUGUGGUUUCACAAAGCCCAAAAUUCUUGAGUGUUUUCACAGUUUCUGCGAAAAAUGUUUAGAAGAUUAUGCACAGAAAUUUACAGUGAAUAACCAAUUUCCAUGCGCAUUAUGUCGUAAGAAGAUAACAAUCCCUACAGAAGGUGUCAAAGGAUUUGCGGUAAAUUUUUACAUUGAAGAAAAGCCUAUGGAGGCAUCAGUUUUGCAGAAGUGUCCUGAUCACGUGGAACAACCACUUGAUGGUUAUUGUGAAGACUGUGGUAUGAUCGCAUGUCAAAUAUGCUUGAAAUCAACACACGAGGGGCAUGAUUAUAAGAGUCUCCAAGAUACUCGAAACGAUAUCUUAAAAGAAAUGGAAAAGCUAAAACAAAAACUACAUAACCAAUUACCAAAAUUUGAAUCUUACACAACUUUGGUUAGAAGCAGGAUAUCCGAAAUCAAAGAAACUGCCGAGGAGGUCUGUAAAGAAAUAGAUCAGCAAGUAGAAAAUAUCACCACAAAGAGUCGGAUCAUGGCACAAAAUCUAAAAAAAGAGGUGAAAACUGUGGCAGUUGAAGAGGAGAAAAAAAUGAACCGUCUUAUUGUGGAUGCAAAAAAUAGUAUUCAUCAAUUAAAAGCUAGCCGGGAUUAUGUUGGUAAAAUUUUGAAAACAAAUUCAAUAGAUGACAUCGUGAACAUCAAAACGCUGGUUCAGAAACAAACCCAGGAAAAUGAGGAGAAGGUCCUUCCAGAAUUGCCGAAAGUUCAGAUCAUGGAGUUUAAAGCCAAUGAAAAUAUUGAUUGUGAAUUUUUGUCGGAACAGUUGGGCGAAUUAAAUGCUAUAGAAGAAGAGAUGAUAGAGUUUGAUUUCAACAUUCGUAACAUCAAAGAUAAUGUUCAUGUGUUUGACAAUGGUGUUAUUAACAAAUGUGAUUAUAAUUGGUCAAUGAGCAUUGGGAAGGAGGUAUAUAAAAGAUCCAAGUCUGCCUUGUACAUUAUAUUCAGAAUGGAUAAUGCAGAAGACGAUGUUAAUACCAUGGUUAACCUUAGACUUGUAAACCAUAAAAAUUGGGGACAGUGUAUAAAAAAAAGAGAAGAAAAGGUGUUUGUUGAGUAUGACAAUUGCAUAGAUUGGUCCCGUGUAAUAGAUUUAAAGAAGUUAUCAGAUCCUUCUAACGGAUUUAUUGAUGAAGAAGGCAAGUUUACAGUACGAGUUCAGCUAAGAAUCAUUAACUGAAAUUAAAACAACAGAAACAUUUGAAUCAUUUUUCGUCCUAUUAUAUUACAAUCUUUACACCUUUCAGUUAGCCCCAAAAUUAAGCUACUCAUGUAUAAUAUGGAUGUAAUAUUUAUGGAGUUCCGCCCUUAUUAUUGUGAUUUUUUAUUACCUAAGAUAUGACGUCAUUCCCAAAAUAACGUCGCAACUCAGUCAGCAGACGGCUGUCCCUCGAGACAGUCUACAUUUCCUAUUGGCUUCUUUGUAUUCAGUUUUGUUUUUGUUUUGUGACGGAUGGAACUUGUACCCUAUAUGUAUUGAAUACUGAAUCGUUUCUUGAUUGAAUUUAGAGUCUAGACUACUUUUUUUUAUACAUUUCACCGAUGUGGUUACUUGUAUAGUUGAAUUUUACUACAUUCGUAUUUCGUGUAGCAUAUAGCAGAUCAUGACUCAUGCUGGCAUUGCACAAUGGGUUCUUUGGGUUGUAUUCCUAAUUGUUUUCAAAUUUGAGUGAAGUCUGUGUCACUACAGACCCGGGACUGUACAGCGCAGUGGACGCUUACGGCUAGCCCCCGGAUCCAUUCACUUUUUUUGAAUUGUCUGUAUGUUUAUGUUUUUCGGAGUAUGAUGUCCUGUCUGUGUAUUUGUUUUUGUGUAAAUUUUGUGUGGUGCAGCCCCCCUGCACUUACUAUUAAUGAUCAUUUAUUUACUGUUUAAAACAUAAUGAUAAUGGUUUCAUAUAAGUACUUUCCAUAAGUAUGUGUUUUGUUGUUUCCAUAAGUAUGUGUUUUGUUGUUGGUUUCAUAUAGUUGGCCUAUUGUUGUUACAGAAACCGUUAUAUACUCUUCAAAAAGAAGUAGGGGAUAUUCAGAAACAAUACAAAACUGCGGAAAUGCACUGCUGUUUUUAUUAGAGGUAACCAGUGUAUGUUAAUAACAGGCCAAUUGCCUACACAUGAACAUAAACAGUUCAUACGGACGGCUUAUCUGACGGCCCCAUUUCACUCGCAAAGAGAUACGCUGUCAAAAGUGAAAAUUACCGUUUUUGAUUUUUGUCUUUAUAAUAAGUAAUUGCUCCACCAAUCUUCAGACAUUCAGCAAUUCGUCAUGGCAUGCUCCUAAUCAACCAUUCAAUCACGAUUUGGGGCAAUCUGACCCUCUCCUCUUGCAGUGCACAUGCUACCGUCAAUUCUUGCAGUGUUGUCGGUUGACGUUGACGUCGACGAACACGUCUCCAAAUCAAAUUAAACGUAACACACUAAAGCAAAGAUACGCUAAACAGUAAAUCUUAUACAAGAACCGAUAGGAAAUCAAAGAUGGAUAGAUAAACCAGCACGCGGCAGUUUUCAUCAACCCGUCCUUGAAGUGUCAAAUUUGACAAUGAACCCCUCCAACGUGUAUGGCGCUAUUGCGUGUCGCAUGUGCAGCUCAGUGGUUCUGUAUGGGCGAUAAGUUCUUCAUCUGUGAACAUACUCUCAAAGCAUGUCAAAUGUCCAUGACUAUUUAUCAUAUCGCAACCUGCAUAGGUAUUUGCAUUUCAAUAUCCCCUACUUUUUUUUUGAAGAGUAUAUAUAUUUAUUGAGAGUAUUACAUAGUAAUUACAUGUUAUUGAUGUAUAAUUUAUUGUUAUUUAGUAUUACAUAGCUUUACCGAAAUAAUUAGUCUACGGUAUCUUUUUAUCUCACGUCAAUACUUAGUGAAUGAUAGAUUUGGUUAACACUUAACAUGUAAACAUGUAUCACAGUAUUAUGCUUUAAGUAGUCAUGUUUUGUCCGAUCGGAAUGAUAUCUUUAUUCCAUUUCAUUUUUGUGGUUCCGAUUUUCUACACCAUAUCAGAUCUAACACAUAUUAAGGGUGCCUGCCAUUUGGGCAGCUGACAUCGUUUGCAUUAUGCUCAAGCCUUUAGUGUUUUUAUGAAUAAUUAAAUUGAUGGUGUAUUGGAAA
This is a messenger RNA of Patella vulgata (common limpet), 3337 nucleotides long. RefSeq names its product tripartite motif-containing protein 3. Bases 159 to 1415 code for a protein of 418 amino acids. The record is from RefSeq and is a predicted model, not a curated record. The transcript has 2 exons. NCBI's taxonomy places the organism in Eukaryota, Metazoa, Mollusca, Gastropoda, Patellidae. Gene Ontology annotation, molecular function: zinc ion binding; protein binding.